GCGCUGGCGGCGUGGCGUAAGCCUCAUAGAGCACUGCGGAGCCUUACGCCGGUGGCGUAAAGGCGUUGCUUUUUUUUUUUUUUUUUGCCUGUGCGGGGAGAGAAAGAGGUUUAAAGAGCCGAGAGGAGCCGCCGCCGAUGGAGGGCCUGCUGGGGGGCAGGCCCCGAGGGGGCCCCUGCCUCUGAAGCACCCGGAGGGGGGAGGACAGGCAGCUCAGUAGUGAAGGAUUGCUGCCGGACAGUUCCUCCCCUCUUCGGCCAUGUCGUUGUCUUCUCCAAAGAGUGUACAGUCGGAGGUGCCAGUCGGAGUCCCAGCGGGACUGGCAAGAGGACUGACGUUCCACUAGCACGGCGCAUGUGGGUGGAGCGUCUCCCCUGGCGCCCUCCCCUCCUCUUCCUCCUCCUCCGCCAUCCGUGAUGGUUUAUUAACCCAGAAGACGCCAGCUUCUAAUCGGCUCCUCUCCUUUCCCCUCCAUCUCCCUCCCCUCCCCCUGACCCACAACCCCACCUCAAGUUUCGGCUGUGUUGGGAUUUGUAUGGAAUCGACGUAAUCGUGGAGAGGCCGGGGUAUCACAAACUUAUGGAUUUUGAUAAGAGAGGAGGGAAAGGGGAGAGCGAGGAAAGCAAAAGGAUGUCUAAAACGGGUGGAGGCCGGAGCACUCAUGGGAGCCGAACAGCAGGGACCAACUCCGGAGUCUUAAUGGUCGGCCCCAACUUCCGGGUCGGAAAGAAGAUAGGCUGCGGCAACUUUGGGGAACUUCGGCUAGGGAAGAACCUCUACACGAAUGAAUAUGUAGCGAUCAAGUUGGAACCGAUCAAAUCCAGAGCCCCUCAGCUGCACCUGGAGUACCGGUUCUACAAACAGCUUGGCAAUGCAGAAGGAAUCCCUCAGGUUUACUACUUUGGCCCGUGCGGGAAGUACAACGCCAUGGUCUUGGAGCUGCUGGGACCCAGCCUGGAAGACCUCUUCGACCUCUGCGACCGGACAUUCACGCUCAAGACGGUCCUCAUGAUCGCCAUCCAAUUGAUCACACGGAUGGAAUAUGUUCAUGCCAAAAGCUUGAUCUACAGAGACGUCAAGCCGGAGAACUUCUUGGUGGGGCGCCCAGGUAGCAAACGCCAACAUACCAUUCACAUCAUUGACUUCGGCCUGGCCAAAGAAUACAUCGAUCCCGAGACCAAAAAACACAUCCCCUACCGAGAGCACAAGAGCCUGACUGGGACAGCCCGAUAUAUGAGCAUCAACACGCACCUGGGGAAAGAACAAAGCCGCCGAGAUGACCUGGAAGCACUAGGUCACAUGUUCAUGUACUUCCUGCGGGGGAGCCUGCCUUGGCAAGGGCUCAAGGCAGACACACUGAAGGAACGGUAUCAGAAGAUCGGUGACACCAAAAGAGCCACACCUGUUGAAGUGCUGUGUGAAAACUUCCCUGAGGAGAUGGCCACGUACCUCCGCUAUGUUCGUCGUUUGGAUUUCUUCGAGAAGCCAGACUACGACUACCUCCGGAAGCUCUUCACCGACCUGUUUGAUCGGAAUGGCUUUGUCUUUGACUACGAAUACGAUUGGGCGGGUAAACCCUUACCGACCCCCAUCGGCACAAUCCAGAGUGAUGUACAAGUCCAGCCUCCGAACAGAGAGAAAGCACAGCAGUUCAUCAAGCAACAGGUCAUGAGUUCAACCAAUGGGGAGCUGAAUACGGAUGAUCCGACCGCUGGCCACUCUAAUGCCCCCAUCACUGCCCCUGCCGAAGUCGAAGUGGCUGACGACACAAAGUGCUGCUGUUUCUUCAAGAGAAGAAAGAGGAAAACCAUCCAACGCCACAAGUGACGCUUCUGCCGGAAGAAACCAGGAUUUGGGACUACAUUUUGUUGACUACCUGGCCCCGGCUUAUGGAUUGAGAUUCCUUGUUUGGAUGGGGAACAGGCUUCCUCUCUCCCCCCGCCCAUGUUUUGCUCAGGGGCGGGGGGUAUAGGCCGGAGCCACUAUGACUCUGUUGGUUGGCUAGCCUGGGGAGGGAGGCAACCUUCCCCAGUUUGUGACUUUCUUCCCAAAAGACACAGAAUGGGGGGAGGGGGUGUUCACCGAAAAAGCACGUCAGACUUUUGCUCAAGUGCCCAAGUUUUUUGUUUUUUCUUCCCUUGUGUGGUCCGCAGAAAAGCAUUAACUAUUUAAGCUUUCGUCUACACCUCUGUCACUUCUUCUCUCCCCCCACCCCUCCCGCAUUGGUUUUGUUGAAUAAUUUUUUUUAAAGGGGGGGGGCAAUUCUACGUGUUUCGUUAGAAGCAGCAAAGUCAUGCUUGUGAGCCAGCCACGAAAAUUUUUUCCCCCUUCUACUUCUGCAUCAGAGUUUAAUUUAAAAAGCAUCUUGGUCUCCAGUGCGGAGCCUUUGCUCCUCCCUCUUUUCAGGUCUUACCUAUUUGCUUGUGCUUGUCAUUUUUUUAAAAGUUUUCUUUUGGUUUCCCUCCCCACCUGCUGCAUUCGCCUCUCGUGCUCCCAAACUUAUUCAGUGUUGCUGUCUGGUUGGGUCCCUCUUGGAAGCAGGCCGUGGGGGCAUGGCUGGCUUGUUUACACUUUUUUUGUUUCAUUUCAUUUCUCUAUGCACUUUUUUUUUUGUAGCAAUACAAGCAACAUCUUGGUCAUGAAGUUUAGCAAUUGUUUUUGUUUAAAGACACCCCCGCCCCAAGCUGCGGGUGGGAAAAGGAAAAGGCGAAGAGGGUCCCUGGGUCCUCAGGCUCGGCUCGGCAGUGUAGCCGCUUUGCAGUUAGUGAACAACUGGGGCAGGCAGAGAAGGCAGCUGCCGUGACCAAAGGGAAAUCUGGUCAGCAGCGCACCACAAAGCAGUUGCGCGUCCUGUGCUUUCCGAUUGCAAGGCAUACGAAGUCUCCGCCUUUCUGUAAACUUGUCAGCACGACUCCCAUUUGCAAAGAGGGUUGUUGAAUAUGUUGAUGCGAGGACAGUUCACCCCACGGCUUCUUUAUGCAGUGUCCCCCCCUUUUUUUAAAAAAAAAGACAAUCCACCCCAUCUUAGACACAACAUUUAGAGUCGCUCUGAGAUGUUAACGGUUUUCAACAUUUCCAUUUGCAUAGACAGGGAGGAAAGUGGUUUGUGAAGACAAACUUUAAAAAGUGUGACGUUUUGCUGUGGGAAUAGAGAGUUUCAAGAAUGCGAUCUAUUCCUCGCCUCUGCCAUUGGAAAAUCAGGGACCUUGUUGAGGGGCCAGGGGGGGAUCGGGUUACGUUUGGCAGUGAUCUGCAGGGCAGGCGUGUGUUUAUCCCCUUAAUUUUUGGCAGACCCUGUUCUGGACAACAGAGAGGCCUUGCCCAUAGGCAGGCCAUGGCCGAUACGUGGUGCAUUGCCUGCUCGAUGCCCGUCUUCUUGGGCAUCCCUGUUUCCACUUUCUCCCUCUGCCUUACAAAAAGGCCAGAUCUCCCUACCUCCUGGCCAGAAGCCGGUGGCGUCAGCUGUUCAUGAACUAUGUCGAUGUGGAGUGGGGUUGCUUCUUUAUAGAUAAAUAUAUUUUUAUACAAAGGGAUUGGGGGUGGGCCUAUACUCUUACAGAGUGGCAUGAUUCCCCCCGCCCCUUCACAUUGUAAUCACGUCACUUGUGAAAUGACCUUUCUCCACAAGGGGGGAGUGGCUGGCCGCAGGGCUGCAGUUUGGUUUCUGCUGAACUAAACAGCACCGGGGGGUUGGGGGGCAGGUGUAGAUGCCACAGACCUAAGGGAUUUGCCACACACCCCACACCUAAACCUCUUGGUUUAGCCCUUAAAGUCCAUGGGACAAUCUCCCCCACAAACAGACCCCAUUUUCACUUACUGUCCUCUUGUUCACUUUCUAGAGCUAGACCCACACUUUGGGCUCUCUUGCUGCCCAUUUGCGUUCCUGGUCUUGUAUUUGCAUAGGGGCAGCCCCCCCCCCUUUUUUUUUUUUUGCAAUACCCAUGAAUGGAGCUUGUGUGGGAUGCAAGCCCUCUGCAGCCCCAUCAGUGAAGUAUUUGCGCUUGUGCUGGGCCCUUGUGCUUAAAGCUACUUUCCAAAGGGUGGUGCCCUCUUCUCUCCCCCCCUACCCUGAAUAUUUUCUGUCCAUAUCAGGACGAGUCAGGUGUCCGCUCAGUAGAUGGGUUUUUAGUUCAUACCCUUCUUAACAACAGUGCCUCAGCUGUACUCAAAAGAACCAAGGGGGGGGGGCGGGUUCCAGAGGGGAUGGUCAGAAGACAACCCCCUGGUUCUUGGCAGUGGUUUCCACUCAAAUAGGAUCCCUUAGGUAUGUGCAAUGUUAAGUUUUCCCAACUGUGCAAAACAAAGAACAUGGCCUUAAAUGAUGUGCUGGACAAAAUGAAAAUUAAUGUCCCAGUCCCAAAAAGGUGUAUAAAAAGAAUUAGAGAAAUUUGAAAUGUUUGUGAGGGUGCAUGAUUGGAGGGAACGCAGACCCUGUAGCAGUGUUGAGUGUUCUCUUUUUCAACUUCAGUUGUAGUUGGAAAGCGAGAGAGAAAUGCAUGCAAGGUAUAUGGGGGGGGGGAGCUUCUCAGCCAACUCCUGCCCCCCCCUCCAAUCUGGUUCAGUCUGAACUGCAUUGACAUUUGAAACUUGUCUUACACAGAUAAAAGUUGUGAGUCUCUUUCCUUUUCCUAAAACAAUCAGGUAACUUGAGUCUGCAUAGAAAAUGAGAUUUGUGCCAUUCCUAGCUCCAAACUGUUGGCAUUGUGAGUUUUAGUUACUGCUUUAAAACAAACACAAAAGUAGUAUAGACAGGUAAAUGGCAUAUGAAGUUUCUCUGAAGCGUCUUUGAAGCCACAGAAGUUAGAGACUUAAAAAAAAAAUUAAAAGCCUGGGAGGAAAGAAAAUCCUGGAAAACCAAAAAUUAAAAAAAAAAAACUUUAAAAAUAAUUCUACGAUGAGUGCUUGGUUCUGUACAUUGAAGCAUGCUUCAGGAUUGGGUGGAAAGAAAGAGUUCAGGAGCUGGGGUGGAAGAAGAAUCCAUACAAGUAUGCUCUAAAAUCUUCCAAUCAAAUUUAAUAGACAGCUGGGGGGAGGCGGGGGUCGCUAGUGCUAGCAUGGCCCAGCUCCGGCAAGAGGUGGAGGGACAGGGCAUAAUUCAUGCGUCUGAGCAAGUAUAGGAGGGGGCCUGCUGACUGGACCCCUGCCCCUGCUUUCACUGUAGGAAAAGCUCUGGUUUCAGCAGGUUGAGGAGUGUGCCUAGGUGUCGUCCCCCCCCCCAUUUGUUUCAAUUUUUUUUAAAAAAAAUUGUUUGGAUUGGGAUUAAAGGUGUUUUAGUUUAA
This is a messenger RNA of Eublepharis macularius, 5279 nucleotides long. RefSeq names its product casein kinase 1 gamma 2 (gene CSNK1G2). The record is from RefSeq and is a predicted model, not a curated record. Gene Ontology annotation, biological process: endocytosis; signal transduction; positive regulation of canonical Wnt signaling pathway. The transcript has 12 exons. Gene Ontology annotation, molecular function: protein serine/threonine kinase activity; ATP binding. The coding region runs from base 580 to 1827 and encodes 415 amino acids. Lineage: Eukaryota; Metazoa; Chordata; Lepidosauria; Squamata; Eublepharidae. Gene Ontology annotation, cellular component: cytoplasm; plasma membrane; nucleus.